Molecule: messenger RNA, 2250 nt
Organism: Archocentrus centrarchus (flier cichlid)
Lineage: Eukaryota; Metazoa; Chordata; Actinopteri; Cichliformes; Cichlidae
Gene: bag3
Product: BCL2 associated athanogene 3
Exons: 4
Coding region: 97-1767 (556 amino acids)
Biological process (GO): muscle cell cellular homeostasis; protein stabilization; negative regulation of striated muscle cell apoptotic process
Cellular component (GO): cytosol; cytoplasm; nucleus
Molecular function (GO): protein-folding chaperone binding; adenyl-nucleotide exchange factor activity
Source: RefSeq, a predicted model, not a curated record
CCGCCCCCAGCAUUAACCCUGCUAUUUCGAGAAACUUCCAGCCCACUUUUCCACGUCACUUGAAGGAAUCUUUAAAGCGUCCGUCGCCUGUAUAAAAUGUCUCAGUACUCGGCAGCCAGCAACAUGAACGGCAUGAAGACACACUCACCGAUACUGACCAUGGCGAGUAAUGACAAUGACCCUCUUCCCCUCGGUUGGGAAGUAAAAAUUGACCCUCAGACUGGAUGGCCCUUCUUCGUGGACCACAACAACCGCACCACAACCUGGAAUGACCCGAGACAUGACACGAAAAAGGUUCGAGAAGUAUCAGCAAAUGGGCCCAGCAUCCAACAAGAACCGAGUCCUCAGGAGACACAGAAGUCCUUUGUAAGGGAGAUGAAGCACCCCAUUCUUCGCCCAGGUUAUGUCCCCAUCCCAGUCUUUCACGAGGGUGCAGAACUGAGGCAGCAGCAGCAGCACCCAUGUUAUUCCUACAUCCAGCCAAGCACUGCACAGAACAUCCGGACAGAUGGGCGGACACCUUCCCCGACACUGGGGCUCCACUGCAGGCCCAGAUCACCUUUACAUGGCCCUUCAGAUAGCUCCUCCACUGAGGCUGGAAAGACCAGCUCACCUGUCUCACCAACACCAGAGGCUUAUACUGUUACGCAUCACCAACCCUCACGGCCCAGCAGCACCGGUCUUCAGUCUGGUUAUAUCCCUAUACCAGUGAUUCAUGAGGGUGGAGGGGGACAAAUACAGGCUCAAUUAAACCCUUCAGUUUACUCUCAGCGCAUCCCUUACUCAGAACAUCAGCAGCCCUUCCAUCGUCUUCAGACAGAUGAAUGGCCCGGCUACUCUGCUGCAAUGCAGCCCCCCCGGGAAAGGGCUUCUCCAACUCUGUUUCCCCAGCACCGUGAUACUGCCUCCAUUCAUCUCCCUCCUCACAUUAGAAGCCAGUCACCUGUUAUAUCUCAAGUGAUGGGAGAAAGACCACAGUCUCAGCAGCACAUCCUCACGAGAGAACCGCCACAGAAAAUGGAGCAGGAACAACAAAGCAUGCAGCAGAAACCCGAGAACACGCAGCUCCCCCAGCCCAUGCACACGGAAGCCGACGUCCUAAAGCCUCAGCAACCUCAACAGUUCCAGCAGCCUCCACCUCAGCAACCUCAACAGUUCCAGCAGCCUCCACCUCAGCAACCUCAGCAGUUCCAGCAGCCACAGCAGUUUCAGCAGGCACCACCUCAGACAUUUUCACAGCCUCAACCGCCUGAACACUACAUGCAGCCCCAGAAGCCAGAACAACCACAACACCACAGUGCAGACAUCACAGUUCAGAUACCUCCAAAACCAGAGCCCCAGGACACGAAAGCUUUUUCUCCGGAGGUCCCACCUGGAAAAGUAGAGGCUGGACAAGCUGCUCAGGGCCCCAUCCACCCAGGCUUGGCUAAGGUACAGCAGAUAGUGGGAAGAGUUGCUAAACUGGAGCAGGAGGUGAAGUGCUUUGAUGGAAAGAAGAAUGAUAAGAAAUACUUGUUAUUGGAGGAGCUGCUCACCAAAGAGCUCUUAGCGCUGGACUCUGUUGACCCGGAGGGUCGUGCGGAUGUACGGCAAGCGAGACGAGACGGUGUUCGUCACGUUCAAACCAUACUGGAAGAACUAGAGCAACUGGAGGAGCAGCCAGUCAGGCAUGCCAGUGAGACUGUGAUGGAGGGAGACAACGCGACACAGAAAGGAGAGCCCAGCAUGAAGGAGAAUGUUGAGAUGAGGAAGGAGAGAUCACAAUGACUGCACACUUCAUAAAAUAGUCAAGAGGGAUUACCUGCUGUAUAUUUGAUAGUGGACAAGUCUGCUCUGGCUAACUCUCCUCCUCCUCUACCUACAGCAUUUGUGGAAGUUGCAUGCAUUGAUUAACAGUGUUGGUAUGUCCAGCCAUUCAGCACAUAAUUGAUGGUAGCUCAGUGCAAUCAUGUUUUUCAAGCCAAUGUUGUUGCCUUCUAUGUUGUGCCAAUGUCUUUAUAAUAAGACGGCCGUCAUGAUUAUUGGUUGACAACAAUUGCCAGGCAAGGGUUAAAUAAGAGGCCUUUUUCAAUAAAUGGAAGAGAAGCAUAAGUAUUUUCUUAAGAAAUGUCAUGUGUAAUUGCCUUUUGUCUGAUCAAAUAUUGUGUGAAGCUUUUCUAAAUCCAGACGGUACAUGAGAUGGUACACAAGUGCAAAUGUUGAGGCUUUAAAGCAGAACUCUGCUAAACUGAGUCAACAGAAAAGCACCCC